Vitis riparia (riverbank grape) is the source of this 1755-nucleotide messenger RNA. RefSeq names its product tubulin beta-2 chain-like. Gene Ontology annotation, molecular function: GTP binding; GTPase activity; structural constituent of cytoskeleton. Bases 109 to 1452 code for a protein of 447 amino acids. The transcript is spliced from 3 exons. NCBI's taxonomy places the organism in Eukaryota, Viridiplantae, Streptophyta, Magnoliopsida, Vitales, Vitaceae. Gene Ontology annotation, biological process: microtubule cytoskeleton organization; mitotic cell cycle. Gene Ontology annotation, cellular component: cytoplasm; microtubule. The record is from RefSeq and is a predicted model, not a curated record.
ACAAAUUAAACCACAGUUGCCUAGUUGCUAUAAAUAUUCCUCCGUCCCCACAACCUUUUCUCUCAAUUAUUCCUCUGUUUUUCUCUCUGGUUAUUUUGUCGAUCGAAGAUGCGAGAGAUUCUGCACAUCCAAGGAGGCCAGUGCGGCAACCAGAUCGGUGCCAAAUUCUGGGAAGUGGUAUGCGCCGAGCACGGCAUCGACGUGACCGGACGGUACCAAGGGGAUUCGGAGCUUCAGCUAGAGAGGAUUAAUGUGUAUUACAACGAGGCUAGUUGUGGGAGGUUUGUGCCGAGGGCGGUCCUUAUGGAUCUUGAGCCAGGCACCAUGGAUAGCAUCCGAUCCGGGAUGUACGGUCAGAUUUUCCGGCCGGAUAACUUCGUUUUCGGUCAAUCUGGUGCCGGGAACAACUGGGCUAAGGGGCAUUAUACAGAAGGGGCGGAGUUGAUCGACGCGGUGCUUGAUGUUGUUCGAAAGGAGGCAGAGAACUGUGAUUGCUUGCAGGGUUUCCAGGUGUGCCAUUCUCUAGGAGGUGGAACUGGAUCUGGCAUGGGUACUCUUUUGAUUUCAAAGAUCAGGGAGGAAUACCCUGAUCGAAUGAUGCUUACUUUCUCUGUUUUCCCCUCUCCCAAGGUCUCUGAUACGGUGGUAGAACCAUACAACGCAACCCUAUCUGUCCAUCAAUUGGUUGAAAAUGCAGAUGAGUGUAUGGUUCUUGAUAAUGAAGCUCUUUACGACAUUUGCUUCCGAACCCUCAAGCUUACCACUCCAAGCUUUGGCGAUCUGAACCAUCUGAUUUCUGCAACAAUGUCUGGAGUGACCUGCUGUUUGCGUUUCCCGGGUCAGCUGAAUUCUGACCUUAGAAAACUUGCCGUAAAUCUCAUCCCAUUCCCUCGGCUCCACUUCUUCAUGGUGGGUUUUGCGCCUCUCACCUCCCGUGGUUCCCAGCAGUACAGAGCCCUGACAGUGCCGGAACUGACUCAACAAAUGUGGGAUUCAAAGAACAUGAUGUGUGCAGCUGACCCACGACAUGGCCGGUAUCUGACAGCAUCCGCCAUGUUCAGGGGCAAGAUGAGCACCAAGGAAGUUGAUGAACAGAUUCUCAAUGUCCAGAACAAGAAUUCUUCCUACUUUGUGGAAUGGAUACCAAAUAAUGUAAAAUCAACAGUCUGUGAUAUCCCACCUACAGGCCUGAAGAUGGCAUCAACCUUCAUCGGGAACUCAACAUCCAUACAAGAAAUGUUCCGCAGGGUGAGCGAGCAGUUCACGGCUAUGUUCAGAAGGAAGGCCUUCUUGCACUGGUACACAGGCGAAGGUAUGGACGAGAUGGAGUUCACAGAAGCAGAGAGCAACAUGAAUGAUUUGGUAGCCGAGUAUCAGCAGUACCAAGAUGCCACAGCCGACGAGGAGGGAGACUAUGAGGAUGAAGAGGAAGAAGAACUCCAUGACAUGUGAUGUUGAAUUAGGCGGUUCUGCGUUUACUCCCAGUUGCCGGUCUCUGUUAAGAGAAUGGGUUAUUCUGGGUUAGCUGUAUGACGACAUAUCAUUCCAACAAUGUUUUUGAUUUUGCUUCUUUUCUUUAGGGGCUUGCAGAGAAAAGAGUAGUAUUUAUGUUUGAUAUAUAAGCAGUCAACUAUUGGGAUGGAUCUAUCUAGUUCUACUUCUAUUUAUGAAGAUAGUGUAUUGCUUUUUUGUUCUUGGUGGAUCAUAGUAUUGUUCCAUCAUUAUCGACACUUGCUCAUCAAAUCUAUUUUGCAA